UGCCAUGGGAAACAAUAGUUCUCACAAGAGGACCAAAGUUCCCAAGCAGGCCCGCAAGGAGAAGCCACCUGACGUGGACACAGCCCGGCGGAAACAGCUGUUCUUCAGCCACCUCAAGCGGAAGAAGCCGAGCGCCAAGAUCGUGCUGCUUUUCCCCCUGGACAAGGAACAGCAGCUGGCCGAGGUGGCGGCGGGCCCCAGCGCGCAGCCCGGAAAGCCGGGCGAGGCCGCGGCGGGCGUCCCGGUGGGUUCCCGGGCCGCGGCGCCCAUGCUGCGAGGAGCGGGUGACGGCGCCGAGGGGCGCGAGGGCGCGCGCGCGCGCGAGAUGAAGAAGACCCUGGUGCUGCUGCUGCUGCUGCUGGACGCGCGGCCGCAGCAGGAGGGGCGGCGCGCAGCGGGCGGGCCCGGGGGCGGGGGCGGCGCGGGGGGCGGGGCCAAGGCCGCGCCCGGGCUCCACGCGCGCCUGCCGACCCAGAGCAGGGCGCAGCGGGAGGCCGACGCCGCCCGCCAGCGGCCGAGCGAGCGGCGCGGCUGCCCUUGCCCGCGGCCCUGA
Molecule: messenger RNA, 553 nt
Organism: Diceros bicornis minor
Lineage: Eukaryota; Metazoa; Chordata; Mammalia; Perissodactyla; Rhinocerotidae
Gene: C19H20orf144
Product: chromosome 19 C20orf144 homolog
Exons: 2
Coding region: 5-553 (182 amino acids)
Source: RefSeq, a predicted model, not a curated record